GGCUGCUGAGGUGGCCUUUUGUAUCCAGGCAUUAUUACCUAUCAGCAGCAGCUCUGGAUCCCACAAGACAACCACCCUGGACCAGGAUGCUGCAUCCCCUUGGCGAUGUCCUGUGCACCCAGGUUUCAGUGCAGCUUUUGUUCUCCCUCCAUCUCCCCCAAGUUCUGCAAGCAGAACCACGUGCCUUGUGAGGACAAGGACAAUGUAUAAUUAAAUGCAGCCAGUGAGAAAGCCAACCUCCCACACCACAGAGAGAAGGAGCAUAGCUUGUCAUUACAGUCUGUGGUCAUUUAUGAUGAAGACGUAUUUUCCGAGGGAAAACAGGCCAUCACUGAAAUAGCUGCUUCUCCCCAGCGUUUUCAACCAGCUCUGCCUCUCUACAGUGCUGUAACGUGACCGCAGCGCCAUCUGGGCUCAGAACUAGGCACUUCCCACUCCUCAGUCAUGUUUCCCUGCCUUGCCACUGCCACAAAUCCUCUGUGUGAUCGGGACUAUCAGCAUGUAUCAGGAUGAGUAGUUAUGGAGUUCAUUUACCACCUCAGAGGUGAAAUGUCUUGCCAGCCAGAGACCGUAAAUCAUAGAUCCCAUCGGCAGGCUCAGGCAAGGGAGAUGAAGGAGGCUUAUGCAGCCACAUUGGAUUGCAGUCCUGGAUGUCAAAAGGACUUUUUCAGACGAGGAGUGCUGAAGACCAAGCUCCAAAAUGCUGGUACCUGCCAAGCCUGGCUGCCGCAGGAUACUGACAUCCCUACAGUAACCCUGUUCAGACAGAAAAAAUGCUAGAACUAUCAUAAAAGGUUAAAAAAACCCCACCCCAGUACUGCAUAGGAAUGUAUAACAUUGCCACAGGGAGACAUUAAGCACUUUAAUUUGGCCAGGCUGACAAAUGUACAAGAGCUGGUGAGACACAGAGCUGACCUGGCCCCUAGUGGGCCUCAAGGCAAGACAACUCUAGAAAGGAAUGUCCUAAAACAGUGUGUUCCUUUUCCAACAGGCUACACAAGUGUAAUUUUGCUUUUAGGCUAGUCUCUGUGACCCAGUACACGCAUUUUUCUUAAAUGUCAAGGGCCACUCUCUUCAGGCUCUUAAGGCUCCACUGUGUUUAUGCUACAGGAGCAUAUUUUAAAGUGGAUGCAAAUGUCCCUAUAAAUAUUAGCAAUUUGAGAACUGAGCUUCAUGGAAAAACUGAUGCUAGAGAACUGUAAUUUUGAAGUCCUUGUGGCAUCAAAUGAAUAUGGUAUUCAUGAAAAGUAUUUUGCAGUGGGAAAUAUCCUGGAGCCUGGGUUAAACUCUUAUUUUAGCACUCACUGUUCUGCAUUUACUGACGUGAAAUUCUAUCCUUCCGCAAGAACUAGUUCUAAAAGCACACUUAAUGUGAAUGAACGCUCAGAAUAUCCUGGAAAUAUGUAAGUAAGUCAUGAGAUCACUAACAGCACUUAGCACAGGCCAUUAGCUAUCUAGGCCUGAAUAGCAUUAAGCAUAAAAUCAUAUCACCUAGAUGUCAAGAGUGUCAGAUGAAUAAGCCAGGCAGCCUGUAAAUGCAACAAAGAGUGGAGGAAAAAUAUCCCUUAUGUAAGAGUUGAGCAGAUCUGCAAUCUCUCAAGCACAGUGCCUGUAACAUGCCUCUGUACUGCAAGAUAACCAAUGUCCCAAACUGAAGCUUGAAUGGGAUAAAGUCAUUUAUCUUUCCCUCUAAUGUCUGGUGGAAGAGACAGGGCUCCCUGGGUGAAGCAGAACGUGGCAUCUCCUCUGUUUGAGUUAGUUGCUUAAAUUGGUCAGAGGCUGAUGCUUUGGGGUUUUCAUUAAGGUUAUCUGGAAUUUCCAUCCUCUGGAAAUAUUCCAGGGUUUGAAGAAAAAGACUUGUCCCGCAUCUGAAUAAAAUCUAAAAGAAACUGGACACCUUUUGCAGAAAAUCUGGGGGGAAAAAGUAAUAAAAAAGCCAACUGUUGGAACAACCCAAGUUAUAUUUUACAGCUGGCUUCUGGAGUCUUUUGGCCUGACCAAAAAACAAAUUCUCUGGUGAAACUGGAAUUGUCUAGCAGCAAAUCAUUCUAGCAGACAAUUCCCCACUCCUUUCCCUGUUAGUCAUUGGAACUUCUUUUCCUUGCAUUGAAAUGUAAAACAAAAAUUAUUGCACAACUGACCUAAGAAUGAAAAAUAAAACUCUUGAGCCAUGAGUACGCAGGCAUUGAGUAAAUGUCACCUGAAUCAACAGAGAGUGUAACAGAUGGAGCCUUUAACAUUGUUCUUGCAAAUUAAUCAUUAAUUUAUUUUUUAAAAUAAUCAUCAUAAAUCUUCCUAGAACAGAUUGUUAUUCUGCCUGUUAUGAUCUAUUAAACCAAUGCAGAAUGAGAUCACUACAAUUUAAGUUACCAUUUUUGAGGCUGCCAAAUAUCCCCCAAGUAUUUCCUGCAGCUGGGACUGCAAGCAUCUUCCUUGGAGCUGGCAGCCUGCUUGCACCGUAUCCUGCUCCAGUCACACACAGGGACCCGGAGCCACUUGGGCUGAGUCGCUUCGCUUGACCCCCUUGGGCAGCAGCAAUUUCGGAGGCUGACUCCCAAGUUGCCAAGCUGCAUGUGGCACCGGCACUGCAGGGAGGCAUGGCCACCGGCCUCAGGCGCGGGGACUGGAAAAUGCUUCCCCGGAGGUGGGCUCUCACCCAUUCCAGCCUGCAGCUCAGCUCAGAUCACUGGGGUGCAGCAGUCCCCGAUGCCUUUGGAUAAAUGGGGACUUUUCUCCUUUCUCUUGGAAAUUCCCACAUUGCAAAGGCAAAGGACACAGCAGGAAGAGUGGCAGCUGUGGGAGCCAGGUUACCAAAACCAGUUUUUUUCCAUGUUAUUUUCUUUUUGGUGUAAUUUCCUGAGUGGGUUAUUGAAAAAACAAUGACAUAAUGGGCACAGUGCAGCAACAGGGCAGACAGGACCACUUAGGAGCAAAACAGCCAACAACAUAUUUGUGUAGGAGAAAGCAAAAACAGCUUGUGGUAAGGAGAAUUCACGGAUUACCAGAGUAAAAGCACACAGCCAUCCCCUGCUCCUGCAGCCACUUGGAAACACAUGAAGGAUGCCUAAAGCGGGGGGGGGGGGGAGGGGGGAGAGGAGUAAUCCAAACCAAACAAAAACCAAACCACCACCCCAAAUUGCAGCAAUUAUUUGAUCAUUUUCACUUCCUAAAUUGGGAGAGAGAAAUUCCGCUGGGUCAUCUGACCUCUGUUGAAACUACACCAGGAAGAGGAGCGCAGGGCGUUCUCCAGCUGUACAAAAGCCUCUUGUCUGUGAGCUGGAGAUCAGAGCAGCAUAAGGAUGUGUGUGUGUGAGUGUGUGUAGCAAGGCGAGGCGCAGAUAUCCUCCCGGCCAGAUCAUCUCUUGCACAACUCUCUAAUCCUGUGCAGCCCGGCAGACCUUUUGUCCUUCCCUUUGCUGCUCUUCCUCCCCAAGCAUGCCUCCAGAGCAGAGCUUCUGAAGAGCCAUUUCCUCCUGCACACGUCCCUGAAGACAGCUCUCCCCAAGAAGAGGAGGUCAUCAGCAGCAUGGUGGGGGUGACCGUGAUGAGGACGUGGAUUGAGCCCGUGGUCACAGGUUCCCAAGUGGCCAGUGCCUUCUACGACACAGCGCUGCUGCUGGUGGUGAAAAACUACUACAACCAGACCAAUGCCACCGCUCCGUCCCAUGUGCUGGAAGAUGCUCAGCAGAAGGCUGUCUCUAAUUUUUAUAUCAUCUACAACCUUGUCCUGGGCCUGAGCCCACUGGUGUCAGCCUAUGGCUUGUCCAAGCUGGGGGACAGAAUACAUCGGAAGAUUCCCAUCUGCUUCCCUCUCCUUGGCUACUUGGGCUCCAAAACUCUCCUGCUCCUCCUGAUCCUGCUGGGCUGGCCGAUCGAGGUGAUGUACGGGGCUGCUGCCUUCAAUGGGCUGACAGGCGGUUUCACCACGCUCUGGGCAGGUGUCAUGGCUCUGGGAUCCCUGGGCUCCUCCGAGAGCAAGAGGUCCCUGCGGCUCAUCGUUAUUGAGCUGGUGUACGGCCUCGCUGGCUUUCUGGGAAGCAUGGCAUCUGGCUACCUCUUUGUUGGCUUCAGUGACCGCUAUCGAGAGGGCACUGUGCUGGUGAGCUGCAGCAUUGCUUGCUAUGCUUUCUGCCUUCUCUACAGCAUUUUUGUCCUGACAGUCCCCAAGCCAGCAGCUUCCUGCCCAGCCAAACCCAAGAGUGCAGAGGAGGUGGGCAGCCAGCUACCAGCCCACACAGAGAGCAGCAGUUCCACUCCAGUAUCCCCCUCGAAACUCAUCAUCAUCAUGCUGUUUGUGGCAGCAAUCCUCUAUGACCUUGCUGUGGUUGGUGCAAUGAACGUACUCCCACUCUUCUUGUUCAGGGAGCCUUUAAGUUGGAAUGCCGUGCAGAUCGGACACGGCAAUGCUGCUGGGUAUGUGAUCUUCAUCACCAGCUUCCUAGGGGUAUUUGUGUUCUCCAAAUACCUGAAGGAUAUAAUCAUGACCAUGAUCGGAGUGGUAUCCUUCAGUGCUGGCAUCCUCAUCAUGGCCUUCGUGCGGUGGACGUUCCUAUUCUACAUCGCACGGGCAGUGAUGCUCUUUGCCCUCAUCCCCUUACCAACCAUCAGGUCCAUGUUAUCCAAGCAUGUCGAAGGAUCAUCCUAUGGAAAAGUGUUUGUCCUGCUGCAGUUGUCUUUAGUCACCACAGGAGUAGUGACAUCUACAGUCUACAACAAGAUCUAUCAAAACACACUGAACUGGUACAGCGGCUUCUGUUUCAUUUUGUCUUUUCUAGUCAGCUGCCUGACUCUCCUCCCCUUGAGCAUCGUGGCCAUCAAACAAUGUUCAACCACUGGCUUUCUUCAGAUUCUGACCAAGUGACAGAGGCUGUACCAGCUAAAGCCUCUUUUGGUGUUGAUCAACUCUCCAACUUAUCUAAGUGGAAGACUUGCCAAGCAUUAGUCACCACAGUUUUCAUGACUGGAAGAAUCUCAAUUUGUGUUUCCAUUUCACAGCAUGCCACAGGCUCUCAGCCACUGAGCUCACCCAGGACAAAGAAGUUUGCCUUGUUAUUUCUGCAGUACAUCAUCUCACAGAGUACGUGCACUGGCUAUUGAACACCAGCAGUCUUCAGAGCAUUUCAUUUUUCUGCUAGGCUGGUUAGCAAUUAUGCAGAUGGACAACAGGGUGGAAAUGAAAAUGGCAUUUCUAGACACAUCAUUCAGUGUGGAAGGGGAAAGCAGAGGAUCAGUUUUCCAUUAGUUCCUUCUCAUCUGUUUAUUAGGAAACCUCAGGGCUCUGUGCCUUUGGUUGAUGAAGCAGGGGCCCACAAGCCACAUGCGCACAGUUGUCAGCAGGACACACUUGUUCUCCAAGUGCUACAGAAGGUAUGUCAGCCUGGCCAAUCAAUGUUAUACAGAUUACUAAAUACAGAAAUACCACUGUAAAAAACAUUAAAUGUAAGAUUAAGACACUUUCAGUAAUUUCCUACAAUAAAACACUUCUGAACAGAUGUUCACACCCCUGUCUUCUGGGAGAUUGCCACACUGUCCCUGGGCAGUGCUUUAACACAGCUCAUGGGAGGACACCUAUGACUCAAGAGCCGAUACCAGCAUUUCAAUUCACACCGCAAGGGUGUACUACUCUUCUAACAGCUUAAGAACAGCUAAGUGCAGCACACUACUCCUGUGGGCUUUACAGAGGUGUAGGGACACUGAUACUAGGUAAUAAUCAGAGUUCAUUACCCGUGUUAAAAAUAAAAAUCUUUAUACUGCAUUGAAACCCCUACCUAAAGGAACCUCAUACAAUUCAGCAAUUGGUGUAAGGUGUUGGCAGCUAAAUACAAACAUGAUUCAAAAGACUGGCAUGCUCCAGAGGGAUCAGGGCUUAAAUUAUAUGUCUACUUACAUACUAAUUGAAUUAACAAGGAUUAAGUGGCUUCCAAGCUCCUGGACUAAGCAAGUUAAAAGCACUUCAGUAACUGAAAUAAUCUGAAAGCAAAUCAGGCAGUUCAAGCCAGGUAAGCAGCAAGCAGAAGUCAAUUACUCACUAUACAACCUCUUAUUCUGAGGAAGUUGCUGCCAACCCUGUAUCCCACCUCUCCACACACCCACUUGCAAUCUUUCCUUAGCUCCAGCCAUCACUUUCAAGUAAUACUAGAUGUAGUACAGGAUUAGCAGUAUAACUAGAUUUUAAGGGAAGGGUAUUUUUGCAGUAAGAUAGUGAGCCGCCUGGCAAAACAUGUACACACAUCACUUCAGUGGUGAAGGCUGCAAAAAUGAAACUUUAUUCUAGGUAAAGGAGUCAUCUUUUAAUACAUUUAUUGGUCCAUUCCAUUAAUUUAAUUGAGGUAAACAAAAUGGAGCAUUUUAAAAAAAAUGUACACACUAAUAGAGAAUUACAAACAGUUUUACCUCAAAGUGUUUUUCUCCAUCAAUACUAGUUCCAUAGUAAACAAUGCACAAAGUAUAUUUAUACAGAGAUAUAUGAAAGGGUAUAGAAACAUGCCAGCACCAGAAGGCAAGACAACAUUUCCUAGCCUGCGAGUCUGAACAAGAGUACAGUUGCCAGAUUUGGUCGAGCGCAGGAAACAAAAGCUUCCUUCCCAUUUUUACACUGUUUACUAGGCUAAUCCACACAGACACAAGUCUUUUCACAGCUUCCAUUUUGGUUUUCAGUGGUAUGAAUGGUGACUCUAGUUUUAGUGAGUGGGUCUACACAGGCUGAAAGAGAAAGAGUCCGGGCCAUGAGCCAGCACUGGUCAUUGUUGUCCCCAGUACUAAGACCUUCAACAAUGAGGGGAUGAGGUCCGCCUCCUCCACUCAGCCAGCUUGCCUUCACCUGCAUGGCCCGACUCUCCUAACCUUAAGGAGGGACAGAGGGAUGCAGGCACAGAGCAAAAAGAGAACAUGGACAGUACUGAUUUAUUUUCAUACGCUAAAGACAAAAGCCCUUUGGCUGUUUGCUGUUGUAAGACUGCCCCUCUGCAACCCGUCUCCCUGUGCAGUGGGAAUGUGGCACUGGCUCCAACCCUGCUGCUUGAUCUGAAGGAAUGGAUACGUAUCCCAGCAGCAGAAUUAAGGAAAUGGUUUAGCUUCAAAGCACAGAGUACCAAGGCCUGCAAAGUAGUCUAGGACAGUGACUAGCCUUUAAUAUUUUAUCAUGCCACUUAGGUAAGGGUGAUCUACUUAUGCCUUUUUGGAAAGUGCAUUAUUUUCUGCGUAAGUACUGUGCCUUAGCCCUGCAACCUUAAAAUUAGCCCAGUUCACUUGUACAAAUCAGAUACUCCAGCAAGACUACAAAGUGCUAAGCACAGAAUUAAAUUUUGCCUCUUUAUUUCAUAAAGUUGGCUAAACAGCACUCCCAAAAAGUUUAAAAUGCAACAUUCACACUGCUAGAAGGCAAGUUUAUUCCUGUGAUCCCCAGUUUUACUUUAUAAAAAAAAAAAAAAAAAAAUCUGGUAACUAGUAGCAACUCCCCUAUCUUCAAAAAAAAAAAAAAAAAAAAAAAAAAAAAAAGACCCCAUUUUCCGUAUUUAUUGGUUGCUGUAGUGAAAGGUAAUAUUCCAAGGGAGAGACUGUUCUACCUUCAGAAUUUAAGAAGGCUGAACAGCUAAUGAGCUAGUUUAAUGUAUGCAGUUUUGCUCAGUGGUGUUCAGCACCAGGAUUUUAAACAGAGUGCAACAUUAAUCAUAAACAGGUAAAUUGUGCAAUUUUUGACAAAAACACAGCUCCUGUUAAAACACUGAACACUCUCUGGUAGGCUGGGAGGGAAUUCUUUUGAACCUUGCAUCUGCAGGACCAACACCUGAAGAAAUAUGCAUCACAAACUGGCUACACAGAGCCACUGGUGGAAGACUGCCUCACAGUGCCCCCACAGAACAGCCGCUGCCACAUGAGCUUUGCGGAUGCUUCUUCCCUACCACAUAUCCCACUACUCUAUCCUUAGCACAAGUGCCAGUGUGACAAAAAUUCAAGUAGACCUCAGCGAAGAAUCCAUAGUUUCUUCUUUGCUACAAGUUACACUGGAACAGUUUGUGUGUUUAGUGCUACUCCUAUUACUUUUUUAUUUUUCCAACGGAUACCUGAAAAAGCUAUGGUGUUUCAACACCUAUACUUAUUGCAAGAGUCAGAGCCUGGUAAGGAUACACAUGAACAAUACACAGUUCACUACCAAGCAUGAAAACGAGAUCUCAGUGCCUGCUUUACUGUGCGGGUGACAGUUCAGAUAAGAAACAAACACCUCAGAAAUUACACAGAACUAACCACGGCAGCAGUGAAUUAUGCAUCCUCUAAGAGGGAACUUGGUCCGACUAGGGAUUACAAGUGGAACUGGGCUAAUUUAAGGACUGUUGAAUGACCCACAUGUUACAUAGACUCAUAGAAAAGGUCUGACUACUUUUGACAUAAUUUUAGUGCAUGUGUGAAUGGUGAACUUAAGUGACUGCACUCUUAAGAAUUUACUCAAAGAUGAAGCUCCUUCACUACACUCCUGCUUCCCUUUACUAACCCCUUCUACUUUUCACAUGCAAAGUUUGGGCCAUCCAAAGGAGAGACUCCUAUCCUGUAAGGAUUACAGGAUAACCUGUCAGAGUUCUGCUAACAGUUCAGAUCUCAGCAUCCUACUAACAAUAGGUUAAGUAAGUGCACUCUUUACAUCUUACAGGAGUUUCCUGAUGUUUUGUAGUUCUCCCAUUCAGCACUGCUGCCCCAAAACUCAGUCAGGAUCCUCCCUACACAGCCUCUCCCACAGUUACCUAGUGAUCUACAAUAGCUCUUUGUAAGAGUAUCCUCUAUAGCACAUACAAGCCAAGACACUCGCCACGACACUUGCAAUUCUUGCAAAGGACUCCUCUUUCAGAUACUAAGCCUUACUUUCAUUUCAGGGGCUUAAGAAGCUUUGGUGUUCCACAUCAUGUAAGAAAUCCACAUCAACCUGCAAGUACCACAGAGCUACAUAAUGCAACAGGGAAGUGCAAAGCGUGCCUGCCUUUCAACAGCUUAGCCAGAACAGGAUUUAUCUGAAAUCAAAACAUGCUUUGGAUGAGGACAAGUUUAAAAACCAUACUGCAGGAUCAGUGGCAUUGGAUUACAGAAUAUUUAAGACAAUCUUCAACAGCUCCAGCCUCAAAAGUAACACACCAAUUUGAGCUUCACUUGGUACUCCCCAUUGUCCGUUAUGCUUCUCAUGAACACUAUGAUGUCACAUGAUGUCACCACCAUCCUUUCUACUCAUCUUUCACUUUUUUUUUUUAAAAGGUGAAGGGAAGACAUGUCUAAAUAUUAGUUCAAAUUACAUUUUGCUUCAUUCCCAGUGAUGUUGCAGGGUCAACUACAAAAUUCCAUUUACCACAAAGGAACCAGCUCAAAAAGGCAUGUUGAUCUCUGUGGGAAAUAGGGAAGACUGUAUCCCUGAAGGUCAGACUGUUAAACAGUAUGUAAGUGCUUUAUUUUUUAAUAGGAAGAUUGAGGAAAACACCUGGCUCUACUGCUUCAAGAUGGUCCUCUUAAGCACUUCCUUGCACAAGAGUAGUUUAUCAUUCUGGACCUAACAGCAACUUAAAGCAGAGUUCUCAUUUACAGCAAGUAAGUGUAUAUUCACAAACUGUGAGCUUAAACCAGCAAGCAUAGUUUAGUACCACAGAGUUGUCAAUGAAGGCCGAGUCAAAAAGGAAGACCUCUUAAAAUGUCUUAAACUUGACUUUUGCACCAAGAGCAUCUAAUUGGCCUGAGAGCUACCACAUUGCUGCAAUACCUCAUCUUGAGAGUCGCUAUAAAUCUACCAAGUUGAGCAGGGGAGCUUCAGUUUUACUUGGUGUUUAUGAAGGGAUAAAGUCCAAACCAGACCAGUACCUUGUUGGUUGUCAGAGGAGAACACAGCAGUUGUACAUACUCAACUACUGCUCUUCACAAGAAUGUUGCCAGAGAUGAAGUUAUCACUCGAGGCUAGGAGUAAGCACUCAUUUAUUCCCCCAAAAUCCAAGUAUUACACUGAUAUUAGCCCCAACCACUUAGGAUGGUUAAAAAGGAUUUAUCUGCAUGCUGUUAAACCAAGACUCUCGGUCCCUGGGAAUCAUGGCAGCAUUCAUAUGGUCAUUAACAAAAAGCAGUCAUUUACUUGAGGUUGGACUGCCAGAGAAA
Molecule: messenger RNA, 10119 nt
Organism: Strigops habroptila (Kakapo)
Lineage: Eukaryota; Metazoa; Chordata; Aves; Psittaciformes; Psittacidae
Gene: SLC46A2
Product: solute carrier family 46 member 2
Exons: 4
Coding region: 3527-4861 (444 amino acids)
Biological process (GO): transmembrane transport
Cellular component (GO): membrane
Molecular function (GO): transmembrane transporter activity
Source: RefSeq, a predicted model, not a curated record